Molecule: messenger RNA, 2386 nt
Organism: Arabidopsis arenosa
Lineage: Eukaryota; Viridiplantae; Streptophyta; Magnoliopsida; Brassicales; Brassicaceae
Source: the annotation of a GenBank genome assembly
AAAACUUAAUUUCUUGGAUAUCAGCGGAAUUCAAACCCAGUUUGGCUUGGAUCCCAAAGUUUUAGAUCCUUUCUUGUUCCACAAGAAACCUUUUUAAGAUCAAAAACAAACAUGUGAAAAGAAACAAGGAGAAGCAAAUAAGGUGAAGACAAAUGGACAAAGUCCAGCAACAAGCAGAUUUAAUCGGUAAGACGAUAUCUCCGUUUGUAGCUUCACAACCAACAAAUGUCGGAGGAUUAACUGAUCAGAAAAUCAUCGGCGGUUCUGAGACGACACAACCUCCAGCCACCUCACCUCCUUCUCCUCCAUCCCCCGACAGUGGCGGCGCACAAGCAUCUCCCCCGCCGGCAACAGCUGCUCAACCACCACCGAAUCAGCCUCCACCUCCAACGCCUCCUUCUUCCCCUCCACCUUCUAUAACUCCACCUCCUUCACCUCCUCAGCCUCAACCUCCGCCUCAAUCCACCCCAACUGGAGAUUCUCCGGUGGUGGUUCCUUUUCCAAAGCCUCAAUUCCCUCCUCCUUCUCUUCUUCCUCCUCCCUCCUUAGUUAAUCAGCUACCGGAUCCAAGAACCAAUGAUGAUAACAUACUUCAACCCAUCAACAACCCUAUUUCUCCUCCGUCUCCGCCUUCUACUCCCUUUUCGCCACCGUCUCUGGAAAAUUCCGGCAGUCAAGGGUCUCCCCCAUUGUCAUCUUUAUUGCCUCCGUUGCUUCCCCUAAGCCCUAAUUCUCCUGGAAACCCUUCACAACCCUUGGACUCACCCCCGGGAGGAGGAUCAAAUCGUGUACCCUCGUCGUCCUCUUCCCCGUCUCCUCCUUCCCUCUCCGGCUCCAAUAACCAUUCCGGAGGCUCUAAUAGACAUAAUGCCAAUAAUAACGGAAAUGAUGGUAAUGGCCAACAAAGUAAUGAGUCUAAUUACACCCAGAAGACAAUGAUUGGUAUUGGGAUCGCAGGUGUGUUGGCCGUAAUUUUUAUCGCUGCCAUUUUCUUCAUUAGGAGGAAACAAAAGAAAGGUUCUUCUUCGCCGCGCUCUAACCAGUAUUUGCCACCGGCUAAUGUCUCUGUAAAUACAGAGGGAUUCAUCCAUUACAGACAGAAACCCGGAAAUGGGAACAGCUCGGCACAGAACUCUUCACCGGAUACUAACAGUCUUGGGAACCCAAAACAUGGUAGAGGAACCCCUGAUUCCGCAGUAAUAGGGACUUCAAAGAUCCUUUUCACCUACGAAGAGCUAAGCCAGAUAACUGAAGGAUUUUGCAAGAGCUUUGUGGUAGGAGAAGGCGGGUUCGGGUGUGUCUACAAGGGGAUCCUUUUCGAGGGAAAGCCAGUAGCGAUCAAACAGCUAAAGUCGGUCAGCCCAGAAGGAUAUAGAGAGUUCAAAGCUGAAGUAGAGAUAAUAAGCAGAGUGCAUCAUAGGCACUUGGUGUCUCUUGUGGGUUAUUGCAUCUCUGAACAACACAGAUUCCUCAUCUAUGAGUUUGUCCCCAACAAUACUUUGGAUUACCAUUUACAUGGCAAAAACUUACCGGUUUUGGAAUGGACUAGAAGAGUCAGGAUUGCAAUAGGUGCAGCCAAAGGACUUGCUUAUCUACAUGAAGAUUGUCAUCCAAAGAUUAUCCAUAGGGACAUCAAAUCGUCAAACAUUCUGUUGGAUGAUGAAUUCGAAGCUCAGGUUGCAGAUUUUGGACUCGCAAGACUGAACGAUACUGCACAGUCACACAUAUCAACGCGUGUCAUGGGCACAUUUGGGUAUUUAGCACCAGAAUAUGCGUCAAGCGGAAAGCUAACGGAUAGAUCAGAUGUGUUUUCAUUUGGAGUUGUGCUUCUCGAACUCAUCACCGGUCGCAAACCUGUUGAUACCUCUCAACCUUUGGGUGAAGAAAGUUUAGUCGAAUGGGCACGUCCACGGCUAAUCGAGGCCAUUGAAAAAGGUGACAUCAGCGAAGUAGUGGAUCCACGGCUAGAGAAUGAUUACGUCGAAGGUGAAGUCUAUAGGAUGAUCGAAACGGCAGCGUCUUGUGUUAGACAUUCAGCUCUUAAACGACCUCGUAUGGUUCAGGUUGUAAGAGCUCUGGACACGAGAGAUGACUUGUCGGAUCUGACAAACGGAGUUAAAGUGGGUCAAAGUACGGUCUAUGACUCGGGUCAAUACAGUAAUGAGAUUCGAAUUUUCAGACGAGCCUCUGAAGAUUCCUCGGAUCUUGGUACUAAUACUGGUUACUACCCUAGCCAAGACUACGCUACGAGCCAUGAAUCUGAGAGCCGAGCCUUCAACACAAGUCACCGGAACCACUAAUUAAACUCAACUUGUUGUGUUUUGUUAUUCUGGGUUCUCUUUAGAAUUAUAUUUGUGAAAGAUCUUAAUGAAAAUCCGAUGAUAAA